Geodia barretti is the source of this 2003-nucleotide messenger RNA. The record is from the annotation of a GenBank genome assembly. Lineage: Eukaryota; Metazoa; Porifera; Demospongiae; Tetractinellida; Geodiidae.
GUACAGGAAGAGAGAUAUCAUGAGACCAGUCAGCUCAUACUGGACACAUCUCUCAACUCUGUCUAUGACACCAGAUUGAGAGUAAAAGGAAGAAAAUGUGGGACUUACAACUGUACCAUCGGCAACAAUAUUAGAUAUUUCUUACCUGAGGCAUCCAUUACUGAAGUUAUUGGAUCUAAGACCAUUAUUGUGGCAAGAGAGCCCACUAAUCUUACCACAGUCAUCCCUGAGUCCAACAGCACACAUGUUAACAUCACUGUGUCUUGGGAGUCACAAGACUAUGUCGUCUACUACCAGCCUAAGGGAGGACCAGUCAUCAGUGACAGGGUGUCUGGAGGAGAGACAGACACACACUCACUGGAUGGUCUUCAGAGAGGAGUCACCUACUACAUCUCCAUAGUGGCUCUGUCACCUCACCUACCCAGUCCUCUGGUUGGACCUAUCACUGUCAUUGCUAAUCCACCACUGAUAUACGUAGAGACCUCACCUGAAUCACUCACUACCUCACCAAACACUCAGUUCUCAGUCAACUGUACUGCCAGAGCUGAGGUUGAUGGACAGAGUAUUCCUGUGGACAUAGAAUGGAUCCGCAUUGCCAUCUCUCCUCCAUCUGGUCCAUCUGAACUGAUGCCCACUCUUUACACCACAACUGGAUCUCCAGAGAGAGGCUAUCAGAGUGUUCUGACCACCUCUGAGAAUGACACUAUAAUUGUCUACCGCUGCACUGCUAAAACUUUGCGUUACUCCGAAUCAAAAGAUACCACAGCUUUCAUAAGAGUAGUUCAAAGUCCUCCUAGCAAUGUAAAUGGGUGUACCUCCUUUGUGACACUUACAACCACUGUUACUAGCAGUGAAACAGCUACUGUAGUAUCUAGUACUAGUAUUAAGCCUAGCACCACCCUUCAAAUCACUGGCACUGCUACCGUUGCUGUCAAUAAGACUGUCACUCCUGCCGAGGAUAUUGCUCUCAGCAGUCACAGUAGCGAUACAAGACUCUUUUCUCCAACGACCACUCCCGCCAGCAACUCCAAUAUGGUCAUUGCUACCUCUGUUACAUCAGCUAGUGUAAUCACAUGUGCUGAAGGUGAGUUGAUCCGCAAACUAUGGCUAUCAGGCCUUUUCUAUUUCUCAUGCAGAUAUUGAGCCAUGUACAAGAAGAAGCAUCACUCCAACCAGAAAAAAUAUGGUCAUUGCUACUCCUGCUACUCCUGUCAGUGAAACAUGCUCAUGUACUAAAGAUGUUGACAAGGAGCCAUGUAGUACUGAGAGCACUGCAGUAAUAGCUGGAGGAGUGGGUGGAGGAAUAAUACUCUGUCAGAUCCUUGUCUGUCUCCCCAUUGCCAUAUUUUGCAUCUGCAACAGGUACUUGUUUGUAUCACAGAGUGUAACAUGGUUUGUUGUGUUAGGUUGGACUUUGUAUACAGAACUUUGGUUAGUUAAGUAGACAAUGAUAUCCUCCCUGCAUUUGCCAUCUUUACAGAUCAGCAUACAGUAAGAAGAUGGAGACCCACAGUAACACAGCCUAUGGAGUGGUACCAGCAAGAAGGGAGGAACCUGUGUAUGAUGUGAUUAAUCAGCCUCUGAAUCAAAGUGCUGCUAAACUACCUCUGUCUUCAAAUGUUGCCACUGCAUCCACUGCGAUGUAAUAGAAAUGUUUAGGCCUCUAUCAUAACAAUUUUGGCACAGUACACAGUAGUAUAGGGCCACUGGUCUUAGUAUGUAUGUAGCUAUAAUUGCUGUGUAGACUAGAAUAUUACGAUUCUCAAGAUGUUUUCAAGGUGCAGCGCUCGCCAGAAAUAAUACAGGCAGGAAUGUGUUUCUCGUCAAUUUGUGUGUGCUCCAAUAAUGUCCAUGCACAUCACAGUGACCUUAAUAAAAAGACAGGUCAAAAGAAAUGAGGAGAAACAAUAGAGAUCUCUGUUAUUCGUCUUCCCUGGAGAUUUGUUUGUAUAUACACAAAGAAGCCUUCAAUUAGUGUGAUAAAAGAACUGAGAUUCCCACAC